This is a messenger RNA of Nelumbo nucifera (sacred lotus), 1717 nucleotides long. RefSeq names its product ATP synthase protein I-like protein. The record is from RefSeq and is a predicted model, not a curated record. Lineage: Eukaryota; Viridiplantae; Streptophyta; Magnoliopsida; Proteales; Nelumbonaceae.
UUAACCAAACUUCGGUACCCCAAGCUGCUCCCUCACCUGGACGGUGAAAGUUGUGGAACAACUGUUAGUUAUAACCAGAAAUAACGGUCUACAAGUGUGAACUUUCUUUGUAUUGGAUUGGACGAGAAGGAGAUCGAAAAACCUACACGAUAACGAAUGGACACAAACUGAUCACCGUCGCAACUCGCACACAAAUAUAAGAGGAGUGAGCGGAAAAAGGGCGGCGAAAGCUCGUCACUACUGCUGCUGCGGGGUUAGAGAGUGUGUGAAAAUAAACCCAAAAGAAGAGAAAGACCCUUUUCACCACCAUCGGCAAUGGCUGUCCUCAACUACAUCUCUGUGAACUCUGCCGUGACUCCGAUAUCCCAAGACCCACAAACCCCUCCAAACCCUAGACAGACCCGGGUGGUUCUUCCGAGAAAAAAGCCUCAGAAAUGGUCCACGGGUGUUGCUCCGGGCGAAUACGGAGGCCCACCGACGACGACCAAGCUCCGCAAGUACUGGGGAGGCGAAGAAGAAGAUCCUCUAACCAGCGACGAUUUCAUCUGGAACAAGGAGUUCAUGGGUCGUAUGAAGAGGUUGCUUCAGGAGCCGGACUCGUCCUCUCUUCAAACCCCUCCUAAGCAGCAGGAAGAGCCCUCUGGUUUUUUAAGCCUUACCAGAGUUAUGAGCCUUGACAGUAUGGAAAUUGAUUUGAGCAAGGAGCUUACAGCACCUUCCAAACCAAUAUUGGAACUGCAAGUUGAGACUGCAAGACGAGGUAUUUCGGCAACCCAAAGCACUGGAAAUGCAUCACCCAGAUGGAGACUAGCUCCAACAAGGCGUGAGCAAGAAAAGUGGGAUAGAGCGAGCAAGGCAGCAACAGGGGGCAGUGAUGUGAUGUUUCGUGAAUUAAGGCGUCCGCGAGGGGAUCCACAAGUAUUGGCUGCUCAGUCAAGGGAGCAAUAUUUCAAGUUGAAGAAGAAGUUGCAACUCCUUACUUUGGGUAUAGGUGGUGUUGGUGUAUUCUCUGCUUAUGUAUCUUAUUCUCCAGAGGUUGCAGCUAGCUUUGGUGCAGGAUUGCUUGGUUCUUUGGUGUAUAUACGCAUGCUCGGGAAUAGUAUUGACUCUAUGGCAGAUGGAGCUAAGGGGCUUAUCAAGGGAGCAAUUGGGCAGCCAAGGCUGUUGGUUCCUGUGGUACUGGUUAUGAUCUAUAACCGAUGGAAUGGGCUUCUUGUGCCAGAAUAUGGAUUCAUGCACCUAGAUUUGAUACCAAUGCUUGUGGGGUUUUUCACCUACAAGGUUGCUACCUUCAUUCAAGCCAUUGAGGAUGCUCUGACUGUAGUUGAAAAGAGUACCCAAACCCAAGACUAGAUGGAGGUUUUCAUGAAUUUUGUGGUUGCAUGUUACUUGUAAAAAAGGUGUCUAUUUUCCUCUGCCUUGAAACAGUGACGUGAAGAUGCACAAAACAAGAAGCCAAUACAAACCACAGUGCAUUUGCUGUAUAGCUGGAUGGGUUUUUUGGGUUGGAAGUGGCUGGGGAGGUGAAGGUUUCUCACAUUACCACAUAUAACAUGGACAAGUAUUGCGUGUGAUGAAGAUAAAACCUAGCUAAUAAGAACAUUAUUUUUUUUUUGCCUAGUUGCCUUGCUUUAUUGAUUAUUUUGGCUCUGAAUAUUUUUAGGGAUCUGUUUCUACAUGAAGACAAGAAUCUUAAGAGAUUUGGUUUUUACUGAGA